UACACCACAAAUACCAAUUCUUCUCAUUUAUUCCAAUCCAAGAACAGUUCCUUCCAAGUUCCAAAUCCAAUCGGCGACGAACCAAACUCGGCGGUUUGGGCGUAGGGCUUCCAAUCGGGGACUCGGAUGCAGGGGAAAAUUGCUCGGUGUGAAAGCGACAGCUUCUACAUGCAGCAAUAAGCGGCGCCCGCCUUUUAACAGAGCCUCUCCCUCAGCCAAACCAAUUCUCUCUCUCUCUCUCUCUCUCUCUCUCUCCCCGACACAGAUACGAAGAAGGAUCGAACAAGAAAGCAAGCAAAUUGAGUGUACAUAGUAUUUCUAUCAUGGAAGGUACUGUAGUUAGGAGGGUGAUUCCGUCAGAUAACAGCUGCCUGUUCAAUGCUGUUGGGUAUGUUAUGGAUCAUGACAAAACUAAAGCUCCUGAAUUGAGACAGGUUAUAGCUGCAACAGUGGCUAGUGAUCCGGCACAAUACUCCAAAGCAUUCCUAGGAAAGCCAAAUGAAGAAUAUUGUGCUUGGAUCCUUGACCCAGAGAAGUGGGGGGGUGCCAUUGAGCUUGCAAUAUUAGCAGAGUAUUAUGGACGUGAAAUUGCUGCAUAUGAUAUCCAAACCACAAGAUGUGAUCUGUAUGGACAGGGAAAGAACUAUUGUGAAAGGGUUAUGCUAAUUUAUGAUGGCCUUCAUUAUGAUGCUCUGGCUAUGUCUCCUGCUGAUGGAGCUCCAGAGGAAUUUGAUCAGACAAUAUUUUCUGUUCAGAAGGAUGGAACUAUUGGGCCAGCUGAAAGGCUGGCUCUCAGCCUUGCUAGGGAGCAACAAAGGAAAAGGAGUUACACCGACACUGCCAACUUCAGUUUGCGAUGUGGGGUCUGCCAGAUUGGAGUUGUUGGCCAAAAGGAGGCAGCGGAGCAUGCACAAGCAACAGGUCAUGUCAACUUUCAAGAAUAUAGAUGAUAUGGAUAUAUAGAAAAAUAUAGAACAGGAACAAAUUUUUUUUUGAUGAAUUUCUCAGACAUUUCCACCCCCCUCUCUUAAUCUCUGUAGUUUGGCCAAUGUUUGAUCUUAUUGGAAACUGAAGUGGGGGGAUGAAAAGGCCAAGCCUGAAGAAACUGGAUUUGCUGAAGAAGAACUGUGGUGUUAUUUUAUUCAUAUCUGGAAGUGGAAGGAUAUUAUUUGGUAAA
Molecule: messenger RNA, 1177 nt
Organism: Diospyros lotus (date-plum)
Lineage: Eukaryota; Viridiplantae; Streptophyta; Magnoliopsida; Ericales; Ebenaceae
Product: OVARIAN TUMOR DOMAIN-containing deubiquitinating enzyme 2
Exons: 9
Coding region: 324-950 (208 amino acids)
Biological process (GO): endoplasmic reticulum unfolded protein response; protein deubiquitination
Cellular component (GO): nucleus; cytosol
Molecular function (GO): cysteine-type deubiquitinase activity
Source: RefSeq, a predicted model, not a curated record